Molecule: messenger RNA, 706 nt
Organism: Puntigrus tetrazona (Sumatra barb)
Lineage: Eukaryota; Metazoa; Chordata; Actinopteri; Cypriniformes; Cyprinidae
Gene: mrps24
Product: mitochondrial ribosomal protein S24
Exons: 4
Coding region: 130-633 (167 amino acids)
Biological process (GO): translation
Cellular component (GO): mitochondrion
Source: RefSeq, a predicted model, not a curated record
CGCAAUACACAACGCAUCGAACUGAGUAUUUUUCAUCACAGCCAUUUAUAUUAAAUCAUUUGACACAGAAAAUGUACUUCCAGUGCGGCAGGUGGCAGUAAUGCGCUCUUGGCGGCCUUGUGCAAAAACAUGGCGGCGUCCUUGGUCAGACACAGACAGUUGUUGUCGAUCGUGAGCAGCCAGUUGAAUACUGUGGCAUGUUUGAGGAACAUUCACUGUACUGCAGCUUGUUUGAAGAGCCGUGCAGCCCGUGUUCGAGUGGGUAAAGGAGACAAGCCAGUGACUUACGAGCAAGCGUAUCCCCCUCAUCACAUCGGCCACAGGAAGGGCUGGCUCUCACAACACACCAGUAAUCUUCACGGUGAAGAUGGAGCGGCGGAGCGCGUAGUGGAGGACGUCUUCAUCAGACGCUUCAUGUACGGCACAUUUCAUGGCUGUUUAGCGGACGAGGUGGUGAUCAAACGCAGAGGAAACCUCCUGGUCAUCUGUGCCGUGAUGUUACAGAAGCUCUUACCGUUAAAAUUCUACUUUCUCAUUGGUUACACAGAGGAACUGCUCUCCCAUUUCUACAAAUGUCCAGUUAAAAUCGAGAUGCAGACAGUAGAGGACAAAGUUGUCUACAAAUAUCUCUAAGGCAAAUAUAUUACACAACUGUAUUAUGUGUUGUUGGUUUAAAAAAUUGUUAUUAAAAGAAAUGCUGAAGGAA